CAGCUCUGAAAAAUGACCUAAUAAUUCCAACGAUUACACCACUUACUACCCCUUUAUAUACUAAAAUCCCCACUCAUUACUGCUAAUAGGUCUCUGUACUGCUGAUAAACAAAACCAGAGACACAGAGAGUUUGAAUCGCCAUCAGCAAUGGCGUUCUCUUCUACACUUUCUCCACCCUCUUGUAGCUGCUUCUCAAAUAAUGUAGACAGCAUUAGCAAGAAGACUUUCUUGUUUUCGCAAUCGGCUUCGAAACUCUCUUUUUUGAAUCGUUCUUCGAUUUCAAGAUUGGGUUGUGUUUCCAACGGAGUAAGAACAAGAUCAUUACGUGGGCGUGUCGUUGCUUCUGUAGCAGAUAUUUCGUUGGAAAAAUCUGUAGAAGCAGUUAGUCUUCCCAAAGGUGACAUGUGGUCUAUUCAUAAAUUUGGCGGGACAUGCGUGGGUACCUCCGAAAGAAUUCAGAAAGUUGCACAGAUCAUUGUGAAUGAUAGUUCAGAAGGAAAGGUGGUAGUUGUUUCUGCAAUGUCAAAGGUGACCGACAUGAUGUAUAAUCUUAUUAACAAGGCACAAUCUAGAGAUGAUUCCUACAUAGCUGCUCUGGAUGAUGUCCUAGAAAAGCAUAAACUAACAGCACAUGAGCUACUUGAAGGGAACGAUCUUCUUAAAUUCAUAUCCCGGUUGCAUGAUGACAUUGGCAACCUUAAAGCAAUGCUUCGUGCCAUUUACAUAGCUGGUCAUGCAACAGAAUCUUUCUCAGAUUUUGUUGCUGGUCAUGGAGAGUUAUGGUCUGCUCAGAUUUUAUCAGCUGUUGUCAGAAAGCUUGGUGUGGAUUGCAAUUGGAUGGAUACGAGAGAAGUUAUAAUUGUAAAUCCUACCUCUGCAAAUCAAGUUGACCCAGAUUUAGAGGUGUCUGAAAGAAGUCUUGAGGAGUGGUACUCAAAAAAUCCAUCUAAGACAAUCAUUGCAACUGGAUUUAUUGCUAGUACUCCUAAAAAAAUUCCAACAACUUUGAAAAGAGAUGGAAGUGACUUUUCUGCUGCUAUAAUGGGUGCCUUAUUUAGGGCACGUCAAGUAACAAUCUGGACAGACGUGGACGGCGUGUAUAGUGCUGACCCCAGAAAAGUCAGUGAGGCUGUGAUACUCAAUACAUUAUCAUAUCAAGAGGCUUGGGAAAUGUCGUACUUUGGGGCAAAUGUUUUACACCCCCGCACCAUUAUCCCUGUUAUGCGCUACGACAUCCCUAUUGUUAUACGAAAUAUCUUCAACCUCUCGGCUCCUGGAACAAUAAUUUGUCGGCCUACCGCUGAUGAAAAUGGGGACAGCCAAGGCUUGAAUUCUAUUGUCAAAGGGUUUGCAACAAUCGACAAUUUAGCCCUUGUGAAUGUUGAGGGAACGGGAAUGGCUGGUGUUCCUGGUACAGCCAGUGAGAUUUUUGGUACUGUGAAAGAUGUGGGGGCUAACGUUAUUAUGAUUUCCCAGGCCAGUAGUGAGCACUCUGUGUGUUUUGCUGUACCCGAGAAUGAAGUAAAAGCUGUUGCCGAUGCUUUGGAAUCUAGGUUUAGUCAAGCAUUGGGUGCUGGACGGCUUUCAAAGGUUGAAGUCAUUCGAAACUGUAGCAUUUUGGCUGCGGUAGGCCAGAAAAUGGCAAGUACUCCCGGAGUUAGUGCUACACUUUUCAAUGCGCUGGCAAAGGCCAAUAUAAAUAUCCGAGCAAUAGCUCAAGGUUGCUCUGAAUACAACAUUACGGUUGUGCUCAAGCGAGAAGAUUGUAUAAGAGCUUUAAGAGCUGUUCACUCUAGGUUUUAUCUCUCAAAAACCACAAUAGCAAUGGGCAUUGUUGGACCUGGAUUAAUUGGCGCUACGUUACUCGACCAGCUCAGAGAUCAGGCUGCAGUUUUGAAGGAAAAAUUUAACAUUGAUCUUCGAGUUAUGGGAAUCACUGGUUCAAAGAAGAUGGUUUUAAGCGACCUUGGAAUUGACUUGUCUAGAUGGAGAGAAGAGCUGAAAGAGAAAGCAGAAGAGGCUAACAUGGAGAAAUUCACUCAACAUGUGCAUGGAAACCAUUUCAUCCCAAAUACUGCUUUAGUUGACUGUACUGCAGAUGAGAAGAUUGCAAGUCAUUAUCUCGAUUGGCUGCGUAAAGGGAUUCAUGUCAUCACCCCAAAUAAAAAAGCAAACUCUGGACCGCUAAACCAGUAUUUGAAACUGAGAGCCCUACAGCGACAGUCUUAUACUCACUAUUUUUAUGAAGCUACUGUCGGGGCUGGUCUCCCUAUCAUCAGCACUUUACGUGGACUACUAGAAACUGGGGACAAGAUAUUACGGGUAGAAGGAAUUUUCAGUGGUACUUUAAGUUAUAUCUUCAACAACUUUAUAGAAGAUCGGGCUUUCAGUGAGGUCGUUACGGAAGCCAAGAAUGCUGGUUAUACCGAGCCAGAUCCAAGAGACGAUCUGUCUGGAAUGGAUGUGGCUAGAAAGGUCAUAAUUCUAGCUAGAGAAUCUGGUUUAAGACUGGAGCUUUCUGAUAUCCAAGUGGACAGCCUUGUGCCAGAACCAUUGAAAUCAAGUGCAUCAGCUGAAGAAUUCUUGCGGCGUCUACCGGAAUUUGAUCAGGAAAUCGCAAAGAAACGGCUUGAUGCGGAGGCUGCAGGCGAAGUUCUGAGGUACGUUGGGGUAGUAGAUGCUAUCCAAAACAAGGGGUUUGUGAAGUUAAGGAGAUACAAAAAAGAGCAUCCAUUUGCACAACUAUCUGGCUCUGAUAACAUUAUAGCGUUUACUACCACAAGGUACAAGGAAGAGCAGCCUUUGAUAGUCCGUGGACCAGGUGCUGGAGCUGAAGUCACAGCUGGGGGAAUAUUCUGUGAUUUAUUACGUCUGGCCUCGUAUCUAGGUGCACCAUCAUAGGGCAAUCCUUCCAUCUCUAACUGGAAAUGUAUAAUCAAUUUUUGUGUCAUGGCUCUUGGGUCUGUAGCCCUUUUGAACUUUCUUUUUAGUAACCAGAAGUGAACAGCGAUCUCUAUGUAUGGUUUAGGCUUGUAAGCAAUUAAAGUCUUAUGAAUUUGUCCUUUUUUUGGUACAUAAGAAAGUGUGACG
Messenger RNA from Papaver somniferum (opium poppy), 3091 nucleotides. Its product is annotated as bifunctional aspartokinase/homoserine dehydrogenase 2, chloroplastic-like. The transcript is spliced from 18 exons. Gene Ontology annotation, molecular function: homoserine dehydrogenase activity; aspartate kinase activity; NADP binding. The record is from RefSeq and is a predicted model, not a curated record. NCBI's taxonomy places the organism in Eukaryota, Viridiplantae, Streptophyta, Magnoliopsida, Ranunculales, Papaveraceae. Gene Ontology annotation, biological process: L-homoserine biosynthetic process; aspartate family amino acid biosynthetic process. Bases 149 to 2902 code for a protein of 917 amino acids.